Molecule: messenger RNA, 13757 nt
Organism: Drosophila virilis
Lineage: Eukaryota; Metazoa; Arthropoda; Insecta; Diptera; Drosophilidae
Gene: sns
Product: sticks and stones
Molecular function (GO): protein binding
Source: RefSeq, a predicted model, not a curated record
AUGGAUAAAGGAACACCCGAUCGCUUGCCCGAGGGGCAAACUGAAAAGAGAUGGUCCGACUAUGUGGAGCUCAGCAGGUAUUUCAGCAGCAUCACGGUGAAACGCUGCCAGUCGACGCCUUGCAUGUCCCUCACAAGGACAACGUCUCCCUCUCCGCCUCCGUCUCUGUCUCCGGCGCUGACAGCGGCAAUGCCGGCCAGCCCCAAUCUGAGCUUAUCCUGGCAGCUGGCCUGCAAUCCUGUAGACGCUGAUCAACGGCAGGUAUACAGUGCACAAAGGCAGCAGGGGGCCGGCUUUCUGCACUGUAAGGGUUGCAGACAAGCGGACAUGAUAUCUCUGAAUUGUGGCGAGGGCAUGAAGAGAAAGAAGCGAAGACAACGCAGUGUACGAACGAAUCCGCAACAAGCAAGAUGCUCAAACGAGAUGCCCAAGAUCGUGGUUGUGGAUGCGACAAUGCUGCGUGCCUACUGGAACCAAAGGCAAGGCGAUGCCGAUAUUGGCGACAAGAGCCACGAGAAGAACGAAAAACAACAACAACAACAACAACAACAACAGCAACAACUGCAGCAGCAGCAUUCGCAUUGGAUUAAACAGCUUCGACUGCUAUGCAUUGUUCUAUGGGCGCUACUCUUGCCCCUACCUGGCCACGCCCAGCAGCAAAAGUUUCGCACAACGCCGCACGAUCUGCAGGUGCUGGAGGGCGCCGAGGCGAUGAUGCGCUGCGAGGUGGCCAACGUAGCCGGCGCCGUGCAGUGGACCAAAGAUGGCUUCGCCCUGGGCUUCUCAGCUGUGAUACCCGGCUUUCCGCGGUACUCCGUGCUGGGUGAUCGCAAACAGGGUGUCUACAAUCUGCGCAUAUCCAAUGCGUCCAUCAAUGAUGAUGCCGAGUAUCAGUGCCAGGUGGGGCCAGCGCGCCUCAACUCGGCCAUACGGGCGAAUGCCAAGCUGACCGUCAUAUCGCCACCCUCAUCGAUCGAGAUCAAAGGCUACAGCCACAACUCCAAAGUGGAAGUGCGCGAGAACCAGGACCUUACGCUCAAAUGCAUCGUGGCCAACGCGAAGCCGGAAGCACAAAUCGUUUGGUAUCGUGGAAACGUCGAAUAUAAGCCAGAUAAACGCGACGAUAAGGUGGAGGAAUCGACACCGAAACGCUAUACAACAACGUCCAGCCUGAAGCUGAAGCCCGGCGCGAACGAUGACUAUACGGAAUACACCUGCCAAGCGAAGCACAAGGCUCUAUCGCCGGAUAUGCCCAUGCGUGCCACCGUGCAACUGUCCGUGUUGUAUCCACCCGGACCACCCUAUAUCGAGGGCUAUUCGCCCAGCGAGACACUGCGACGCGGCCAGACGGUGGAGCUGAUUUGUCGCAGUCGCGGCGGCAAUCCGCCCGCGCAGCUCAUUUGGUAUAAAAACAACUCGCAGAUACGUAUGGCCUACAGAACCUCGGGCCGGCUGUCGGAAAACAUUUACACAUUUACCGCCGAGGCGGGCGACAACAAGGCGCGCUUCCGAUGUGAGGCGAGCAAUGUGAUGUCCCAGACACCGCUCAAGGCGGAAGUGGAUUUGACUGUUCUGUUCGCACCUUCGCAAGUGACGGUGACGGGUCCGACAGAAGCACGCGUCGGCGACGUUGUGCCCUUGACGUGCGCUACAGCGCCAUCGAAUCCGCCCGCCGAGAUCAAGUGGAUGGUUGGUGGCCGCCAGAUACGCAAUGCCACAUCGAAGACUGCCGUCAGUGCCGAGGGCGGCUGGACAACCAGCUCGAACAUCACGACCAUCGUGGAGCCCAAUAAGCGUUCCCUGGUGGUCAUCUGUCAUGGCCUCAACAUGCAGCUCACCGAGAAUGUUGUCUCCACGCACACGAUUAACGUUCUAUAUCCGCCCGCGCCGCCAUUAAUUUCGGGCUAUAUGGAGGGACAAAUUAUACCAGCCGGGUCGGUGCAAAAACUGCUCUGUGUCUCAUCGGGCGGCAAUCCGCUGGCAACGUUAACGUGGUAUAAAAACGACAAGCGGAUCAACUCCGUCAUUCGGGCCGCAGACAAAUCCGUUUCGGCCGAAAUAACUAUUUUGGCCAACGUCACCGACAACCAGGCGCAAUACCGUUGCGAGGCCUCGAACAGCGCCACGGAGAUACCACUUUUUGAGUCUACGACGCUGAGUGUUCACUUUGCGCCAGAGACGGUAAAAAUACGCAUUGAACCGGAAGAGCUGCGACCUGGCAUGGAGGCGACCAUCAUUUGCGACUCGAGCUCGAGCAAUCCACCGGCAAAGCUGUCCUGGUGGAAGGAUGGGAUUUCCAUUGAAGGCAUUAAUAACACGUCCAAGCCAGGCCUCUGGGGCGGCACGGUCUCCACGCUCGAAUUCAGGCUAAACAUCACCCAGGAAAUGAACGGUGUGGUCUACACUUGCCAAAGCGCCAACGAGGCGUUGCAGCGCAGCGUCCACGAGGCAAUCAGCCUGAAUGUGCUGUAUCGUCCCAAGUUUGUGCCGCCGCCCUCGUCGACGUCAGUUGGCCUAGAGGGAGAGUCCUUGCAGGUACCGCUGCAGGCCAAUGCAAACCCUGCCCUAAUAAGCUACACUUGGACAAAGAACGGCACACCCAUACCGCAAGACACCAGCGGCAGCGUCUCCGCCGGCGAGCAUCGCAUCUUUGCGGAUGGCGCUGUCCUCAACUUUACCAAAUUGCAUCGCGAAGAUUCCGGCAUCUACUCCUGCACGGCCAGCAACUCCCAGGGCAAGGCCAGCAUCAAUAUAACCGUUGUGGUGGAAUAUGGCACCGCCAUUAAGUCCGUCUCGGAGAAUAUCAUUGUCAAUCCGGGCGAGGAUGCCAUGUUGUCCUGCACCGUUGAGGGCAAACCGCUCGCCGACGAGCAUGUCAAAUGGGAGCGAGUGGGCUACGACAUGAAAGUAAAGACCACAACAACCUUUACCAAUGGCACCGCCUAUCUGCACAUUAAGAACGCGCAACGCGAAGAUGUCGGAAACUUUCGGUGCGUGGCCGACAACCACGUGGCCAAUCCCACCAAUAGAGAUGUGCUGCUUAUAGUCAAGUUCGCGCCGGAGAUCGCCAAGUCGCCGACGCUGCUGCGUGCCGCGAGCGGAACUGGGGAACGGGGCCGACUACCCUGCCGAGCGCAGGCCUCUCCGAAGCCGCAGUUCGUUUGGCGUCAGAACGGUAAAGAUCUGCCCAUCAAUCACACAUUCAAAUACGAGCUGGAAGAGCGUAAAAUCGACUCGCUUACCUACGAGUCCUCGCUGAUUGUGGAGAAGGUGGCGCCCGCCGACUAUGGCGCCUACGAGUGCGUGGCACGCAAUGAGUUGGGUGAGGAUGUCGAAACGGUUCGUCUGGACAUUACCUCCCAGCCAGAGCCACCGCUCAGUCUUAAUAUACUGAAUGUUACCCAUGACACUGUCACCGUAGCCUGGACGCCAGGUUUUGAUGGCGGCCUGAAGGCCUCCUAUCGCGUCCGAUAUCGGAUGGCCGACCGCGAGCAGUACAAAUACAUUGAUGGGCUUCCCAACAGCCACAAGCUGACCAUCGGCGGGCUGCGGAUGAAUACGCUGUAUCUGUUUUCGGUUAUGUCGUGGAAUGAUUUGGGCCAGAGCUCCUACCUGCCGGAUUUGGCGCGUGCCCAGACCAAAGAAGCGCCGCCUCCCUCGCAACCGGCUUCCUCGCUGGGCGGUGGACCGCCAACCACUAGUCAGACACCGCUGGGUGGCACAUCGGGCAUACUGCUAGUCGGCAUCGCGGCGGGAAUCACAUUGGUUCUGCUCAACGUGCUUCUCAUCGGCUGCUGUAUUCACAAGCGCAACGAGAAGCGUCUUAAGCGAGUGGCGGAAACUACAAAUCAACCAGGCAAAACGGCGACCAUCGAAAUGUACGCGCCCAGUUCGUACAAUGACACCGUCACCGGCGAGACACUGUCCAGCGUGUCGGAGAAGAGCGAGUCCUACUCCAAUGAGGGCAGUCAACCGGAAUAUAUUGACGAAGCACGCAAGAAGGCGGCAUCGACAUAUCUGGUUGAGAGCACGGACAUGCCACCACCCAGAUACCAAAAGGAUGGCACACUGCCAGCAUUAUAUCCAAAUAAUAUGGUCAACGCCUGCACGCUACCACAUCCGCGGCAUAACAACGGGCACGCAGCCGCGCUUGCCGCCGCCGCUGCCGCUGGCCACAUGACGCGCGACGAUCAGAUGCUCAUCAGCAAGGGCGUCUAUAUUCCGUCCCCAUCGCCAGCACCGCCAACGGAUGGCUCCUAUUACAACAUGAACAGCGACAGAUAUUUGUCGUAUCCGCCAAUGGAAUACCCGGCAACACUGGACUUCAGUGGGCCGCCGCUGCCGCUGGCGCAUCUGCAGCCGAUGCCCAUUACGGUGACCUCACAGGCGGCGCUGCUGGCGAGCAAUGGAGGUGCCACGCUUAUGGGCAAUGGCAGCGCUGUGGGCGGUUCGGGCACAUUGCGCCGCGGUAUAUUGCGCGGCGUAGUGGGCGUGCCGCCGCCCGAUGUUACGCAUCACACCUCAGCCGGCGGCACGCCAUCCAUGCAAAUCAUGCACGACCUGCAUCCGGUAAAUCUGAGCGCAACAACGCUGACAACUAGCACCACGCUCAAUGGCAGCAUGACGACGGCCCUGCCAUUGACAACGGCCACGCUGCCUCGGCAGCCGCACGGCAUCCUCAAGGAUCCUAAUCGCAACAAGCAGCAGCAGCAGCAACAGCAGCAGCAGCAGCAGCAGCAGCUGCUUAACGCCAGCCUGGUGGGCGUGCCCGUCUCCGCGGCCGUUGGCAGCCUCCAGAUCCUAAAUCUGCCCGUGACCAGCGCGGCGCUGGGCAACAACUUGCUGAUGACAACCAGCGCCACCUACGACCCCGCCUCGCUGAGCAGCUUCAAUGCGAGCGGUGCCGGCGGCGUACCGGUAGCCUACACAGAUGCGGACGGACAUCUCGUAUAGCUAUAGGCAGAGACUGGGGCCAGCACUGAAACCCGGUACUGAGCAGCCAGCCCCCAGAUGGGGAGACAGAAGACGUCAGCCGUCAGCACCUGAGUGUUUGUCGGCCUGUUAGUCUGUCUGUCUUUCUGUCCAUUGAACGAGGUAACUUCUUGCUUCAUCUUCACAUAUACAUAUAUAUAACUAAAUGUACUCCACUCGACUCGUAGCUAGUUUAGAAGCUUUCCCUCUCUCCAGCGUGAAGUCUGUAUGAAUGUAUCCUAGACGUGUACUGUAGGCAAUUUCAAGUAACAACAACAACUAACAGAUACCCUGCAACCGAAAUGUGGCGGGAGAGGUCAUAAACUGUGUCUACAUACCAUCGAUAUUUAUCAAUUUUAUUCAAAUGUGUUGAGAUAUCAGGUUGAUUCUCAUAUACACGGCUCGAAGUUCUUCCUUCUGCCCGUUAUACACAUUGGCUAGAAUAUUCACACCCCACAGUGAAAGGCUACAGGGUAUGAGAACAACGAGUGCCCCAUUACCUUAUUCAAAUCAGCUACAGAAUUAGUUUAUGUUAAUUUUUAAAACGAAACUCACUCCCCAUAAAACAUUGGACUGUGUUUAUUCAGAUAACCAGCCCAGAGUUCUCAUUGCCAGGAGACUGGUCAGCCGGGCGGUGCGUCAUUCCGUCAGUUACUUCGCCGAUUGCUGCUUGAGGAUUUGCGUUUUUCUAAUUAGCUUGGCAGCAGCAGCAAUAACAACAGCUAUAACGAAAAACUUUGAGCGGGUGGCUCCGGGGGAAAGGCGGAAGGCGGUCAAAAUUUUUGAAAUUAGUUCAGUGGAACGAAGACAACAGCCGCGCAGCCGUUUGACAGCUCCCCGGGGCGUGCUCAGGCCUCAAGUCGAUGGUCACGUGAUUGCGCCGGGCGCACUGGGCGUGGCAAGCAAAUAAACGAACAAAAAAACACACAGUUGACAGCAACAGCAGCGGCAGCAACAGCAGCGGCAGGUUACAGCGAGCGAUUAGUUGACCCCAACUCCUUGAACUGUUGCUGAAAGUUAGUGUGCCAUAUUGAAGACUCCCGGACGGGGCACUCCCACGGAGCAUAACCAAAACAAACAUAGCUAGUGGCUCCUCUAAUAACACAAAGCACCAAAUGGAGCAGCUGAUGCCACGCCCAGCAAUGGCCGGGCACAUUAUGUGCAGGCACCGCAGUUGCCACAUUCAAAGGCUUCCGCACAGCUACGAUUGCUCUGUUGCCGCCUCCGAUUGCGAUCUAUGGGUGCUUAUAGGUAUCAUUGCCAUACCCCAACCCAGAUACCUCGCCCCACCGCAUCCCCCAAUCCGGACUCAGUCUUAAGUGCUUGCCGCACAUUUGCUGCUCGUCGCAGCUCAGCGAGCGUGACAUGCUCCUCAUCUUGGGGACGCCAUUAACUUCUGCUACUGCUGCUGCUGCUGCUGAUGCUGCUGGUGCUGCUGAUGCUGCUGGCCGCGCUGGAGCACAUCAUGACAAUUCUAUUAUGUAGCAUGAAUGCAGUGUAGAGCCCCCCCCAACCCCUACGCUCAGCGCCUUGCAACUGCCACCCUUUUGCCAAGGGCAAAAGUAGACAUAUCCAAGGAGAUAUCCGCGCCGUAUCUCGCUUUGUAUGUAUAUAUGUGGGGUUUUAUAUUAAAAGUUUAUUAUAAACAAGUGUAUUGUUGAUUUAACAAAUUGUAUUGCUUAGGAUGAUUAUCAUUCGAAUCAAAGUAACACGUCGUUUCGUCGUUUUGUUCUCAGCCUUCAUACCACACAGGUCCAGCGUUGAACUUUUCGUCUUAACGAGCAAACAUCUUCUGCUCUACGUCCAGUACGUUGCCCUCGUGGCUUUGCACUGUCCUCGUUGAUCGUCGUUUUUGGAUAACUCGCCGUCUGCGAAUUCGCCGUCUUCUUUGCUCGUUGUUACGCGUCGUGUAUUCGUCGUUCGUCUUUUAGCGUGUUCGUUGUCUAGGGAUUCUUGUGCUGUUGGUUGUGCACAGUGGGAUUUGGGUAUACAGCAUUUACCCAACCCACAUUCGGCCAUUCUGACUAAGCGUUCGGCCCGAAUGCUUCCUCGUCAUCUUCAUCAUCGCUGCCAAUGGACCAUGGCUUCAUAUAUUCGGCACACGUUGCAGAAUUCUUCGGCCCAUCGCAAUUACCUACUUUCUGGACAUCAUACGCGUUGUUAUGCUUAAUCUUAACGACUUGAUAGGGCCCCAAAAACUUAGGCUUUAAUUUUAGGCCUCUACCAAACUGUGUGCGUUUUAUGGCAAUAAGGUCGCCAACAUUAUAACGUCUUGCAUGCUUUCGUCUCAAAUUGUAUGUAUUUCUAUUUUCAUUUUGAAUUUUUAAAAUUUGUGUUUUUGCCUUUGCUCUUAAUUCGGUUCGAUCGUCAUUAAAUAAAGCUAUUGUUUCUUUAUUGAUUAUAUCUCGAAUCUUCCGAUCUUCUUUUGUUUUCAUUUUUACACCAACUAAAAGCUCAAAAGGUGUCGCAUCAAUACUUCUGGAAAAUGUCGAAUUAAUUGCCUGCUGUACUUGGUUGAUGUGUCUGUACCAUUUUGUUGGGUCAUCAAUGCUCAAUUUUGAGAGUACUGAAAUAAUUAUAGCAUUCAGCCUCUCGACUUGACCGUUCACUCUUGGUAGGCCUGUAGUUGUCUUAACUAGUUUUAUGCCUUCGUCGUCACAGUAUUUAACAAAAUCUUGCGAAGUAAAGGCAGAGCCCCUAUCCGUAAUGAUAAAUGCUGGGUUACCAAAUACAAUACUUUGAUUAGUUAACUUUGUAAUGACCUCGUUUGCAUUAGUAGACUUCGUUGGAUACAGCCAACAAAACUUGGUAAAUGAGUCAAUAAUCGCCAAAAUGUGUUUGUAGUCUUUAUGCGUUGACUCAAGUGGACCCAAGAAAUCGAUGUGGUAAGUGUGUAGGGGAACGUCUUCCUUCUGUAGUGGGUGUAGCAGCCCUUCUUGUUUGCCUCUUUUGCGAUUUGUUAAAAUGCAGGGAACGCAACAAUCUAUAUACUUUUUUAUCUUCUCUUCGAGGUUAGGAAUAAAGUAUUCUCGGCAAAUUAACUCUUUGGUCUUUUUUGCUGCAAAAUGGCCUUUGUCAUGAGCAUAGCCAAUAAUUCUUUUUUGCAUGUCACUGGGUACUACUAUUAACUCAUCAUCUUUUAUAAGUUUGUAUAGAAUACCUGAUUUUAUGAAGUAGUCGUCGUAUGCUUUAUUUUUAUCGGUUAAAACUUCCUUAAUUGCUUUUAUCUUUUCGUCUCGGGCUUGUGCAUCUUUCAUAGCAAUACUGAUACUAUCUUCGUUGAUUAUCAUUACUGGGUAUCUGCUUAAAGCGUCGACGUGCUUCAUUCUUGUGCCAGCUCUAUGUUCUACUGUAUAAUCGUAUUCUUGUAGGAACAUAAUCCAGCGUGCCACCCUGGUGCAUAAACUUUGUUUCUCUAGAGUUUUUGCAAAUGCAUUACAGUCUGUUACAAGUUUAAAAUGAAUACCUAGAAGAUACACUCUAAACUUCGUCAAUGCUUCUAUGACUGCCAAAAUUUCUAACUCAUAGCUGCUGUAUUUACGUUGGGCAUCUGUAGUCUUUUUUGACAUAAAGUAAACUGGAUGCAGUUGACAAUCUUCGGGGCUUUUCUGCAAUAAAACUGCUCCAAAGCCAUCAAUCGAUGCGUCUGUGUGUACCUCUGUCUCACACGUUUGAUUGUAAAUACUUAACACAGGGUUUUCAGUAAGAAGCUUUUUCAAUAAGUUAACCGAAUUCUCUUCUGCUAUUUCAAUUCUAAAUUUCGCUUUAUUCUUGGUCAUCUCCGUUAAAGGUCUAGCUAUUGUAGCAUAAUUUGGUAUAAAUUUUCUAAAAUAGCCUGUCAGGCCUAAGAAACUUUCUACCUGCUUUAUUGUUUGUGGCAUCUUAAACUUAGAUACAGCUUCAAUUUUUUCUGGUGAUGGGAAUAUCUUUUUAUUACAGAUCACAUGACCAAGAAAUUGAAUACGUUUCUUUAAAAAAUUGCAUUUUUUAAUGUUAAGCUCCAACCCAUACUCCUUGCAUGUGCCAAUAACUUCCUUUAAAUGUUGCACCGCUUCUAGCUCGUUUUUGGCUGGUAUGAUAAUAUCAUCUACAUAUGGCAAAGCAAUUCCUCUGCGUGACAGGUGACGAAAUAUCGCGUUAACAUGGCGUUGAAAAACACCUGGUGAGUUUGAAAAUCCGAACGGCACUCUCAGAAAUUGAUAUUGUCCUCGAUGUGUUACAAACGAAGUAUAUUUUCUACUUGAUUCUGCCACUGGUACGUGAAAAAAUCCAUUUUUUAGAUCAAUUGUACUAAAAAUAUUCGCUUCUUGUAAUCGAUCCAGCUGAUCCUCGAUUAGUGGUAAAGGAAAAUGGUCUUUAACAAUUACCUUGUUGAUUCUUCUAUAAUCUAUGCAUAGCCGGGUUGAACCAUUGCGCUUUUUAACAAGUACUAUCGGGCUAGUAAACUCGGAUGUAGAUUCUUCAAUUAUGCCAUUUUCAAGCCACUCAUCAAUUUGCUCAUCGACAAUACUCAUUUCCGUAAACGCCAAUCUGCGCGGCCGUGAAAAUAUUGGUGCCUCAUCUUUUACUACAAUGCGCAUCUCUACAUUUGUUGUCUUCGUCUUAUUUGGUUCAUAGUUCGAAAUAAGUUCUCGAACUUCUUGUUUAGCAUACUCACUUGCUGUGUCUUCUAUGUCGUAUACGCAGUCGAAGUCUUCAGGGCAAAUUCUUAGUAUAUUUAUCUCUUCACUGUUUGACAUUUUGCGAACUUGUAAACCGUUACGACUAAAUACAAUCUCAGCCUGUAAACAUAGUUCUUCGCCAAGAAUAACUUUGACAUCAAUACAUUUAAUUGGAACCACGUAAAAAUCAAGUAUAAACUCUUCAUCGUCAAUAAGAAUUAGAUGUUUAAAAUGUCCAGUUGGUUUUAUUUUAUUCUCACUGCGCUCACUGCCGAAUCCAAUAAGAAAAACAUUGCAGAUUUCUAGCUUCGGCUUGCCAAUUUCACAAUAAAAGUCUUCACGGAUGAUAUUGAAUUUGCUGCCAGUAUCAAAUAACGCUACACAUUUCUUAUUUGAGAAACAUACUUCUUUACAGGAUAAAUCGUUUUUGGCUUGCAAACUGCGUGUAUUUGAUAUUACGGCCUCACUUUUCUCAAUUUGUUCACAAUCUUUCGAGAUGUGACCGUAUUGAUUGCAUCUGAAACAUUUUUUUCCUUUAUUUUUAUUUUGACAAUAAUUAGACGUAUGCCCUUUUUCACCACAGUUAAAGCAUUUCACAUCUUUUUUUGCAUCUUUGCUUACGUUGAAAGCUUUUUUGUCUCUUUCUUUAACACUGCAAUCGUUACGCUUUGUUUUUUCCUUUUCGACUCGACACUCUUUUUCAAUCAUUGUUUUAUAAUAUUUCAACUUUUCUUUGAAUUGAUUUAAAUUUUUCGCACCGUAUAAUAUGGAUUUGUUUCCACCUCUCUCAUCUAUUCCGUCAAUUAAAUACUGUAUGAAAGCGUCAUCUGCAAUUUUACCUCGAGAAGCAAUGUCUUUCAUUCUAUAAAAGAAUUCGAAUACACACUCGUUGUUGCUGCGUUUCGUCUGCGCGAGCUGUUCGUGAAUUUCUUUGCUGCUUACACUUGAACUGAAUUCUGCCAAGAGUGCUCGUUUGAGAGAGUUCCAAGUGCUUAAACCUCUCUCACUCAAUACGAAGAGUUUCGCUAUUCCUUUAAGUGCCUUUUUUGCGAACAGAAACUUCUGGAAAUCGUUCCAAUGCGUGAGUGUUGCCUGCUCUUCAUAUUCUUCUAUCCACACUUCUACUGGAAUAGUGUUUGUGCCGUCAAAACAACGAAUGCUCUCUUCCACGUCGCGAAAGCUGAUCGCAAAGCGAGGAGCAAUUUCGUAAUUUUCAGCAAUUCUCCUAGUUUUCGAGUUUUCCCUAUUUCGAAGGUCAGCGGUCUGGAAUGAAGCGUUGUCUGCUUCCUCUUCUAUUUCAUUUUCGUCGUCAGUUGCUUCUUCGUCUACUUCGUUGAAUUCCAUCAAAUUGUUUUUCAUCAGAUUACGAAAAAUGUGUCCAUGCAAAUCUGCGUGAACAUAUUCUAUACCUAGAAUGUUGCAUAUUGAUACAAGGUCAGCCUGCGUUAAAUUGUUCAAUGCGUAUUCCUUCUUCGCACUAUACUCUGCGUCAUUUUCUGUAUACUCGAAGCCAGAAAAUUCGCGUAGACGUUUGCGAUUAUUUCUGUCUCCCUCAUUUUCAAAGAUGAACUUGUGCAACGCAGUUAUGCUCCCUUUUUUGCUUGAGCGUAAGCUAGCACUUAUUAAAUCAUUAAGGCACGACAUUUUUUUUUUUGAAUAGUUUUUUUUUUUUUUUUUGUUUUGCACAAUUGUUGUUGUAACGUAAGAUCGUUUUCAACUUUAUUCACUCCUGUUCAAUCUUGCACAAUCUCGCUCACUUUUGCUCACACUUGCUCAAUCUCGCUCAAUCUUGCUCACACUUGCUCAAUCUCGCUCAAUCUUGCUCAAUCUCGGACGAGCGCCCAAAAUGUGGGGUUUUAUAUUAAAAGUUUAUUAUAAACAAGUGUAUUGUUGAUUUAACAAAUUGUAUUGCUUAGGAUGAUUAUCAUUCGAAUCAAAGUAACACGUCGUUUCGUCGUUUUGUUCUCAGCCUUCAUACCACACAGGUCCAGCGUUGAACUUUUCGUCUUAACGAGCAAACAUCUUCUGCUCUACGUCCAGUACGUUGCCCUCGUGGCUUUGCACUGUCCUCGUUGAUCGUCGUUUUUGGAUAACUCGCCGUCUGCGAAUUCGCCGUCUUCUUUGCUCGUUGUUACGCGUCGUGUAUUCGUCGUUCGUCUUUUAGCGUGUUCGUUGUCUAGGGAUUCUUGUGCUGUUGGUUGUGCACAGUGGGAUUUGGGUAUACAGCAUUUACCCAACCCACAUAUAUAUAUACGAAAUAUGUGGAUGUGGGUGUGUGGGUGUGUUAAUUAAUAUUCAUCGAGCUGUAAUUACCAAAGCAAGACCCUGCUUCUAUUCUCCCCACCCGCCCCCUGCCACUCUCUAAUGCAGUCGCAGAUAAUCUCAACUGCAUGCCUCUAUCUGAGCAUCAAUAAAAAAUGAGCAUUUGUCGCUGCUGCCAGAAUGUUUCUCUGACUGAAAGUAAUUAAGAAUUAAAUUAAAUAUAUAUAUUCGAAAUUAACGAACGUACAGACAAAGCCAAAGCCUGGAACAAAGGCAAUGCAGGGAACGAAGCGAUGCUUUGGCAAACAGAAAGUAAAAUUAAGGAUAAGCCACAUAUCCUUGCACACAAUACAGAUAUAUAUAUAUAUGUAUAUAUGUAUAUAUAUGUGUUUAUCAAUUUUAAAGGCCUUGCAGCUUCUUGCAAGCCUCCCCUCACGCCCGCACAUUGUUGCGCCAGGCCCUGCUUUGUGUGAGGUCUUCGCUGGGAUUUCCGCUAUUGAAUAAUUGUGAUUGCUGUUCGGAGAUAAAAGUUAAAUGAGCAGGAAAAUAAGGAAAAUUAUAAUGGAGCUUAAUGCCACAAGAGGCCAGCAGCACAUAGUUCUCUUUAUGCACGUACAACAUAUACACUCAGAGAAAAAGUAGAGCUUGUUUUGUUCAAAGCAAACAUUUUUCAUAUUCGUCCUAGUUAAACAUUUCUUAAACUUAUCUUCGGAAGAACAUUACUUAAAAGGAUUACCCAAAGAGAUUUCAGUUUUACGAAAACAUAAUAUUAAUUCUUUGCUAUUCAUUUAAUAACUUUAUGUGUCGUUUUUCUCUGAGUGCACGAAUGCAGAUUAUUUACCAACGAAAAUUUAAACUUCAUUCAUCAAUAAAUAGCAGACUAACUGAUUCAGCUCAAAUGCUCUCAUAUUUGCAAAAGAUUUCCAUUGUUCCGACAGACAAUAAAUUGAAAACGUUUGGAAAACUACAAGACUAUUAAGAAAAGAAGACAAAGACUAGCUAAUACACUUAUCAUCAACAGUUGAUAAAACGUGAGAGAAGAGAGGCAGUUAUAGUCAUAUUAUUCUUUCAAUUGAAAUCAUACUGCGAAUGUGCUUGAAGGUACACGUCUAGGAUCGAGUGUAUUCACACCAAUUAACAUAUAUGUAAAGCUUAUAACUCACAUAGGGCUGCCAAAAUUGCAUUAAAGGCAUUUAAAAUUAAAUUCUUGACGUAAGUAGCUAAGCGAACUAAUUAAACCUCUAGUGAGAGAAAAAGUACUACCAAUAAAUCAAUAAACUGGGAUAAAGAAAAGAAGCGUAUUUCGACCUACUCAAUCAAUAUGCCAAAUUUAAUUUGUACAAUAAAAGGUUAACAGGAAAAACUAAGAACGAUAUUAAUUAUGUAAAAGGACAAAUGCAGGUAUAUAUAAAAAAAGAGACAGUCAUACAAGAAAUAACAUAAAAUGAAAAUAUUAAUUAAAUUGGAAACAUGCAUAAAUAGCUAUUAAAAGUAGAAUAAAUUUCGCAUCUCGUACUUGUAGAACUGUGUUUCUUACACUUAAGUGACACUCCCUAUAAAGCUGUCAGAAACCCGUGAGUGUAUGAAUUAUCUUUGAGCCGUAGAGGACCCUCUUUGGCGCUCUUUGACGGCUACUCACCAAGAGUGAAUAAUUUGUGUGAAUGAUUCAAUCGCUCGGAACACUAGAGUCUAUCAGUGCGUCUCCCGCAUAUACUACAUAUACACUAUCUUGCUGUUUUUUAAAUAUAACUACCGCACUUUAUAAAUAUCUCGAUUAAAACUGAAUAAUUGUUUGAAUGUGAAAUAAUUGAGAAUAUGAAAAACAUACAGUUUUAUACAGGAAAAAAAAGGAAAAAAAAAAAA